GGAAUGGCAGUUAAGGAGGCUUUUCGGGAAUAAUGGCGGUAUAAAAGCGAAGCUCAAAUGUGGAUAAUUCGUGAGUACUUAUUUCGAAGUGUUUCAAUCCACACGAAAGGCGCGAACGAUAUUUCUGUGCGGUGACAAACUAGUGGAAUAUGGGCUAAAGUUUGCGCCAUAACUUCAGUAAAAUGAGUUCACUUUUGCACGGAGCCCAUGGUGUUCCGAUCACGAAAGAAAUAGCUGUUGAGCUUCGACAGCUGGUUUUUGGAACAGCAGCCGCACCGCCCAGAGGUGAAUGGACCCGCACUGGCCUCACCUUCAACUCUCCCAACCAAGAUUUGGCCUAUGGACUUCGCAAUCAACGCAAUGGGACCAGAGGAUUGUACACAGUUAUUCAGGGAUUCAUCAUUAAAUACUUGCUAUUCGAAAGACGCGUCCAUGGCAAAAGGCCUAACGCAGAAGAGUUGCUCCGACCAAAUGCGCAGCAGCAGACUGAAGCACUCCUUGCAACAAUGGUCGAAAUCCUGAUGAUUAUCGCGGAGAAGUCCAAAGUAACUAUCGUCUUACCUGGUAAUGAAGCCUAUAUCCCACAUAGUAUCAGUUAUUUCCAAGAUUCAGUGACGGAGAAGCUCCAUCUAUAUGAGAUGAAAAAACCAGAUGAAAUCCUUGCUUUUCUACGCAGGAACAUAUCACAUUUUACAGAAGAUCCCGGACCAGGCGCGCUCUUAUUUCUUUAUAGUGCUGUCUUCACGCGCACCCUAGCUAAAGUUCGCACAGACCUGGAUGGUUCCAAAGGGUCAUAUUUAGUUGGACCACUUGAGGAAGGCUCGCUUAACAUAGUCACGUUGCUCUUGACGGGGCGGGCGACUCCUUACCUACAUAAUGGCGUUGUCUACGCUGGAGACGAGCAGAAUUACGCAGCGCCUCAAUACGGUGUGCUCAACAGAAGUGCCUUGGGAUUACUUUUGUGGGAAGGCGAUAAGCGUAGUUAUUCUGGACGACAACCAGGCUCACGCUUGAAGACACCAUCGCUACCUAUAUGGGUCACGCUCUGCGGAACCCACUACGGCAUAGUAUUCAACACCAACUCAGAUCUUCUACGCAAUUACCAUGCUGAAAGUCGAUUUGAUCUUCAUUACUACAACUGCUCUGGAUGUCAUGUCCUAGUAACUGUCGAUAACCGACAUCAACAUGAGAACGCUUCGUUCAUGCUCCAACGGAAAACUGUCUCAUCGCAGAAUCGAGACCAUCCGUUGCAGCAACGGGACGAUACAGGGUCGACACCUUUAGAGCGAUUAAUUCACACUAAAUGGGAAGACGCUAGUAUCAAAUGCCAAUCGCAGCCGAUCACAUUAAGUUAUUUAUUUAAUGCGACCAGCUGAAUGGCAUUCGUACUGAGAUAAGCGGUUUCCGCCUGUAGAAUUUGCACUGCAUUAAAAAUUAGCAGAAAUACAAAUCCAAUGAUUCCUUCUAGGCAUAUCCAGAAAAUAUGUAUAAUCAUAAUAUAGCAUGGAACCCUGCCUAUGUAAAAGAAAA
Molecule: messenger RNA, 1530 nt
Organism: Hermetia illucens (black soldier fly)
Lineage: Eukaryota; Metazoa; Arthropoda; Insecta; Diptera; Stratiomyidae
Product: inactive ubiquitin carboxyl-terminal hydrolase MINDY-4B
Exons: 8
Coding region: 183-1376 (397 amino acids)
Biological process (GO): protein K48-linked deubiquitination
Molecular function (GO): cysteine-type deubiquitinase activity; K48-linked deubiquitinase activity
Source: RefSeq, a predicted model, not a curated record